UAAUGCUCCUCCGAUAUCGAUCGAUCGAUCCUAGCUAAUUCGCCAGUUAGUUUCAGAGAGAGAAAGCUAGGGUUUCUGAUUUAAUGGAGGAGGAGGAUACGAAGAAGAAAUUGCCGCCAGGAUUCAGAUUCCAUCCCACAGACGAAGAACUCAUCACAUAUUACCUCUGCAAUAAGGUCUCCAACUUCAAUUUCACCACUAAGGCUGUCGCUGAUGUCGAUCUCAACAAAUGCGAACCGUGGGAUCUUCCAGCGAAAGCACGGAUGGGGGAGAAGGAGUGGUAUUUCUUCAGCCUGAGAGACCGGAAGUAUCCGACGGGGCUGCGGACGAACCGUGCGACGGAGGCGGGGUACUGGAAGACCACCGGGAAGGACAAGGAGAUCUUCCAUACUGCAAAUGCAAAUUCAAAUUCAAAUUCCCAUACUGCAAAUGCGAAUUUGAAUUUGAAUUUGAAUUUGGUGGGGAUGAAGAAAACCCUAGUUUUCUACAGAGGGAGAGCUCCAAAAGGCGAGAAGACGAAUUGGGUGAUGCACGAAUACCGCCUUCACAAUAACCUCCCCAAUUUCAAAUCCACUAAGCAGGAGGAAUGGGUCGUAUGCCGAGUGUUCCAAAAGACGGCGUCCCCGAAGCGACCCCAACAGCCACCAUCCUCGCCGCCCUCCCAAGACUCUCCCUCGAGCGAAGCCCACGCCAUGAUCAACGAGCUCGGAGACAUCGAGCUACCAAACUUCGCUAUCUCAUCGAACUACAACCCGACGGACAACAUCAGCAGCAUCGUCAACUGGCCACCCAUGGCGACAGAUUUAACAGCCGGAAACACAAUGCCGUCGCUGGCAUGGCCAUUUCUCAGCACAAACCUAUCGAUGAACUCGCUCCUUCUCACAGCAUUGCAGCUCAGGGGACAUCCGAGAGGGUCGACAGCCAACCCGACGGAGAUCAGCAGCUACAGUUUUAUGCCACACGAAAAUAUCGGCAGCUCCCAGUUCGGAAACGACCCGUCCGGGUCGAGUUUCAACGUCGGUUCGACCGAUCCUAUUCCACAGAUACCACAACAGCAAGUGCAAGCAUAUGAUAUGGACUCACAUAUAUGGUAAAGCUAAGUAUGAAGAUAAAAAGAAGUAAGAAAAUCGGGUUUCGAAUGUUGCGAUGGGCGAAGUCCAUUUCGCGAAUAAAUCAGGAAGUGUAAGUAUAGCUAGCAAUGGUGAAUGUAAUGUGUAUCUAAUGUAUUCCAUUUAGGGAUCUAAAGUAAAGCAUAUGAAGUAUAAUCUCAUCAGAAUUCCGAAGUUAAAGCAUUAUAUGUAAUCAAAUA
Andrographis paniculata is the source of this 1309-nucleotide messenger RNA. Its product is annotated as NAC domain-containing protein 59-like. The record is from RefSeq and is a predicted model, not a curated record. The coding region runs from base 84 to 1094 and encodes 336 amino acids. Gene Ontology annotation, biological process: regulation of DNA-templated transcription. NCBI's taxonomy places the organism in Eukaryota, Viridiplantae, Streptophyta, Magnoliopsida, Lamiales, Acanthaceae. Gene Ontology annotation, molecular function: DNA binding. The transcript has 3 exons.